This is a messenger RNA of Tripterygium wilfordii, 1081 nucleotides long. RefSeq names its product E3 ubiquitin-protein ligase RMA1H1-like. Gene Ontology annotation, cellular component: endoplasmic reticulum. Gene Ontology annotation, biological process: ubiquitin-dependent protein catabolic process. The record is from RefSeq and is a predicted model, not a curated record. Bases 223 to 945 code for a protein of 240 amino acids. The transcript has 2 exons. Gene Ontology annotation, molecular function: ubiquitin protein ligase activity; ubiquitin-like protein conjugating enzyme binding; metal ion binding. NCBI's taxonomy places the organism in Eukaryota, Viridiplantae, Streptophyta, Magnoliopsida, Celastrales, Celastraceae.
CCUAUAUCUCUACCAUCUCAUCGCACACUACCCGCCAUUCUUAUCUGACACAACGUUUGUUAACAUAUUUGUUCUCUCUCUUGUAUUCUCUCUAUUAAAGACGCCAUUGUUGUUCGUCAUCGAAGCUCUGAUUACAAAUUAAAGGUUUCGAGAAACGCGAGCAAACUUUUGGUGCAAUCUCUCGGUGUCGGAGGUAAGGAAAGAUCUUGUGAUUGAGUUCCAAUGGCCACAGAUCAGUACUUUGAAGAUACUGCUGCUCAUGAUGAGUUUAACAUAGACGAGAAAUCCACCCCCGGGAAAUGGACGCCAGCCUCAAAUGAUAGUCCCUCUGGUGGUUUUGAUUGCAACAUCUGUCUAGACUCUGUGCAAGACCCAGUGGUUACACUCUGUGGUCACCUCUACUGCUGGCCCUGCAUCUACAAGUGGCUUAAUUGCCAGUGUGUUUCUUCUGAAAACCAAUAUCAGCAACAGCAGCAAUGUCCUGUUUGUAAAGCUGAAGUUUCUCACACAACUCUAGUCCCACUUUAUGGGUGGCGCCAAACAAGUAAACCAUCCAAAGGCAAAGCACCCCAACUUGGCAUAAUGAUACCGGAGAGACCUCUUGGUCCUGCAUGUCGGGUGGACUCACCGAGAUCACCCAUUUCCAGGGGUAACCCACCUCCUACUCAGCAACUCAAUGGUGGCCACCCAGCUUCAAGAAUGCUUGGCCCAGAUGGCAUGGAAACGAAUAUGUUCAGUUCAGUGAUUGGACCUUAUGGGGAGACUUUAUAUGCAAGGGUGUUUGGCAACACCAUCACUAACAUAUAUACUUAUCCGAACUCUUAUCAUCUUGCGGGAAUCAGCAGCCCAAGAGUUAGGAGGCAUGUAAUGCAGGCUGAUAAAUCGCUUGACAGGGUCUCUUUCUUCUUGUUGUGCUGUCUAUUUAUAUGUCUCCUCUUGUUCUAACUUGAUAUUCUGUACCUUUUGGCACAAUAUAUUCUUAUAAAAAUAUGAGUAGCAUACCAUAGGUUUUAGAAGUUUUAGAAACGUCGAAUCUCUGUAAAUGCCAUUUAUGUAAGUAUCUUUCCAGAGUUCAUCUUGA